AUGGAGGCAGAAAGUUCAUUUGAAUGCGGUUUGGAGUUUCCUUCUCCACGAACACUUGUUUUACUAGGAAGGAAGGGUGAUGGAAAGAGUGCCACCGGGAAUUCCAUUCUUGGAGCAAACGUAUUUCGUUCAGAACGAAGUUCAUCGGGCGUUACUAUUACAUCCGACUUGCAAACAACACAACUCGAAGAUGGUCAAAUGAUUAAUGUCAUUGAUACUCCUGGAUUGGUUAAUUUUUCCCUCGACGAUAAUAAAUCUUUUGUGAAGGAGAUUAAGCAUUGCUUGACUUUGGCUGGGGAUACUAUGCAUGCCUUUUUAGUAGUAUUCUCGGUCCAUAGUCGAUUUUCAAAAGAGGAAGAAGCCACAAUAAGAAAUUUGGUGACUUUGUUUGGAAGAAAAAUAUAUGAUUACAUGAUAGUGGUAUUUACGGGUGGGGACGAACUUGAUCAAGAUAACCAGACCUUGGAAGAUUUCUUAAAUGGCUGUCCUGAAACAUUAAAGGAAACACUUGAAAAGUGUGAAAAUCGGUGUGUUCUUUUUGAUAACAAGACGACGGAUCAAGCUAAGAGAGCUAGUCAGGUAAAGGAACUGUGUGAUUUUAUAAACACGGUAUCAAGUAAGAACGGAGACAAGCCAUACACCAAUGAAAUGUUUACUCAAGCAAAGGAAGACAAGGAACAAGCAGAAGCAUUUCAAGCCUGGAAGGAGAAACAGUGCACUGAAUAUGUGCGGACUGAAAUGGUUGAGCCGGAACUGAAGGACAUAACUUUGAAUCUUGAACGCCAAAUAACAGAAGAACUAGUUGCUCGGGUAAAGGCUGAAGAGGAAGCUAAUGCUGCUAGAAAGAAAUUAGAUGAGAGAAAAAUUAGUUGGAGGAUACAAAAGAUAUGGAAGAAGCCAGUUUGGCCGUUCAACAUGUGUUCUAUCUUGUGA
Erigeron canadensis is the source of this 933-nucleotide messenger RNA. RefSeq names its product immune-associated nucleotide-binding protein 9-like. The transcript has 5 exons. NCBI's taxonomy places the organism in Eukaryota, Viridiplantae, Streptophyta, Magnoliopsida, Asterales, Asteraceae. Gene Ontology annotation, molecular function: GTP binding. The record is from RefSeq and is a predicted model, not a curated record. The coding region runs from base 1 to 933 and encodes 310 amino acids.